Molecule: messenger RNA, 773 nt
Organism: Chenopodium quinoa (quinoa)
Lineage: Eukaryota; Viridiplantae; Streptophyta; Magnoliopsida; Caryophyllales; Amaranthaceae
Product: mediator of RNA polymerase II transcription subunit 11-like
Exons: 4
Coding region: 93-449 (118 amino acids)
Biological process (GO): regulation of transcription by RNA polymerase II
Cellular component (GO): mediator complex
Molecular function (GO): transcription coregulator activity
Source: RefSeq, a predicted model, not a curated record
UUUGAGCCCAAAGAAAUUAAAUAUAUAUCCAACCUUUUUUUUUCCCUACAAAAGUUGUCACUCCUCCCAAAAACCAGAGAGAAAGAAGCGCCAUGAACGUGGAUUCGCCUCAGAGUCAGAACACUUCACUUCAACGCCUUCAAAAUGUUGAGAAGAGAGUAGUUAGGGUUUUGGAAUUAGCAGGUGGAGUCAUGGAUGAACUUGCAAAUCCAUCUGGCCCUCGCAAGAAUUCGCUCAACAACCAUUGUGGCGAAUUUAUGCAACUAAUCAAGGAUAUCCAAGUGACAUUGCGAGAAGAGAUUAAGAGUGCAUGUGAGUAUCGACCAUUUGAGAAGUGUGAUUACAGUGCAAGAUUAUCGAGUGAGGUAUCUUGCAAGAAGCUGGAGUAUGUUCUUUCUCAGCUUGAUAAGAUGGAGGAGACUAUUAAUCAGUAUCAAGGUUCUACAUAAUGAGGAUCAAGAGUCUGCAUGGUUGUCUGCUGUGUGGAUGAAAAAAACCAGUUGGUUCUAGGAUUACUGGACCAUUGUAUAUGAGCAGCGAGCUAAUCAUUUAUUUUCCAACCUAUUAGUGUUUGUAACUUAGGCAUUUUAGUUACAUUAACCAUGUUUUUGAAUAGUGCAUUGUUUUUGCUGUAAUUCGUUAUAAAAUUUAGCAAAAAAUGUGUUGCAAUUUUGCAAUGGACUUGAGCUAUAUUUAUAUAAAAGUCUAACUAUAUAGAUUUAUGUUUGUUUUCAAAAUCUGUAUGAUAUUAUAUACUAAAGUAAUCAUCAGAG